Molecule: messenger RNA, 840 nt
Organism: Wasmannia auropunctata (little fire ant)
Lineage: Eukaryota; Metazoa; Arthropoda; Insecta; Hymenoptera; Formicidae
Exons: 4
Coding region: 245-613 (122 amino acids)
Source: RefSeq, a predicted model, not a curated record
AUGGUUCACCUUGUUUCUUUCCACCAUGGAACGAGCCUCCAAGUAGUCCAAGUGAGGGGUUAUACCAUUAUAAGCGCCGCUGCGGGCAUCGAUCGGGAUUCUGCUCUGCCUCUUUCGUGCGAACGGUGUCUCGUAAUUAAGGACCUGCGAUCCGACGAGCAGAUAUAAGGACCUACGAAUUACAAUUCCGUUCCGGGAUUUUGGAUAUCAGAAAGAGUAGAGUUUCCACAAGCCGAUUUAUAAUAUGGAGAACGCAAACCAAGACUGUAAAUGUCAUGAUUUAUAUCAAAUUAUACACAAACUUAUUAAAGAUUUAGAUCCAAUUGUUUUAAACCGGCAAACUAUUAUAAAUAAUUUAGAACCAAUACUUGAAUUUUUCAGUACGUUUUCGAAUGAAGUUGUUCAAAUGGAUCCACACAAGGGCGAACUUAUAAAGCAACAAUCACUAGACAUUGUAAAUGAUCUAAAUGUAUUAAUUAAAAAUACAAAGCUAGAAAAAGAUAUACCAAAAUUCAAGAAAAUUAUGAAUAAGAAAUUUAUAUCUGAUGGCAGCUGUGGCGCGACGAAUUGCGUGUUGGCUUUUUACAAAAAUUUGGAAGAAUUAAAGGAUUAGAAGCGAUUCGUCACUUCUCAAAAGGCAAACCAUCACGAGUAAUUUUGCCGAAGAAAGUCACCUUCGAAGUCCGGAAACAACAAGUACAAUAAUGGGUCAUUCGGAUCACAAGAGGAAAUCUGCACGCUGACGAGUGUAUGGCACACGAGAAGACGCAUACAUAUUUUUAUACUUAAGAAUACUCAAAUGUGAUUAUGCAUGUGUAAAUAAAAUUUGUAUCAGAAUUA